Molecule: messenger RNA, 2211 nt
Organism: Sipha flava (yellow sugarcane aphid)
Lineage: Eukaryota; Metazoa; Arthropoda; Insecta; Hemiptera; Aphididae
Exons: 10
Coding region: 316-2106 (596 amino acids)
Source: RefSeq, a predicted model, not a curated record
AACACCACGGUAACGCCAGCAACCGCAAAGCGCGCGCGUGUUCAGUGAAAUCCAACCGUUCGCGCCCGUCGUGCACCGUUCCUCUCGCCGCAGUCUGCCGCAACCAGCGCGUCGUAUCGCUACGAUUUUCCGCUCGCAAUCGUCCGCCGUCCCUACACACUGUUUUCCCGCCGAUUCGCGCGUGUCGUUGGCGUCUUCAACGCCACCAACCAACCGACCAACACCGCACGUCGUUGCCCGCAAAGAUCCCGUGUCCGUCUACACCGCACGCGUUCGUUUGGUACAUGACACCGCUUCGGACGAGGACCUAGAACAAUGUAUAACAGACAAAAUCAAAAUCAAGGCGAAGCAAGACUCGAACUACUACUAGACGACUUGCAAUCUACUCUUCCACGUAAAAAUCAUGGACUCAAUAACACGUCAUCCACUGGAUACAGGGAAGUAACAAAAAGUACAUCAAGGACGAUUGGCAACGGCCAGACCGAGACCAACAAGGAAUAUGAAAUCCAAUACCUCAAUCCCGCCAACAAAUCCGCUGUGCUCACUGAACGUUUACCUGAUCUUCAAUCGGUUGAUUUGUUGCGACAAACUAACGGUGGAAAAAAUGCAGGUUAUGAAACAGUUUCAUCAUACCAGUAUAAAAAAUCGACAGAAAAUAAAAGUACAGUGCCCAGGCAUGAAACAAACAGCGUUAACAUGAGACAAAGUAUUUCUGAGCUUGAUUCGUUAUUAGACGACUUGAAUCAUGCUCAAAGAGUUGGGUUUUCAAACUCGGGAGUAAGUAGACAUGAAAUAACAACUACUGAGUCAAACAUUGAACCAUUAAGAAGCAGUACACCGUAUAAACAAUAUAGUAAAUAUGAAGAUCAUAAGUACGGAAGUCUUAACAGGACCAAAGUACCAGGAACAAAUGAAGUAAUUUCCACCUAUGAAUCUUCGAUAAUAAAUGGAGAACCUUCAGAUUUAGUCGAUGCGCCACGUAGCUAUACUAAACUACUUCAAAACCAAGCACCAGGAACUUAUCAGACUUCUGUAUACUCUAAAGAGACUACGAAAAAAAUAAUACCGGGUACCACAACUUAUUCGACUUAUCAAAAAUUCGGUUCGCCCACAACGGAUCCGGGUCAAUCUAAGGUAUACAAUUAUUCAGAAGAGUAUCGUACUGAAAACAAGAAUCGUUCGCUAAGAGAUUUGCCACCGUCUCCUCGUUCACAUAGAUCAUCGUCACCGCGUUCCCCAUCACCACAUCGUUCACCAUCACCUGUAUCUUUCGCUCAACCACCAGAACCUAGAAACUAUUCGAGCAGUCAGUCUUAUACGAACAGGACCGUAUCACCACAGCCAGUACAGAAAUUCAGUCCGUCCGAUCCAAGCAGAAUUAACGAAGAGGUGACCUGGGUCGCACAUGCCACGCCCCCUGUAACCCGUCGUUUCCCUGUGAGUGUGGACAAUACAUUUGCUACACCGCCCGGCCAGACAGUCUACUCAUACAAAUAUUUGAGUGAGACCAGAGAAAACACAAAGUAUGGACAGCCAAAUGGGUACACAAAACCCACAUACCAGGAUCAAUUACCUCUACGGCAAUCACCAUUCCCUAGAGAUGAGGCAGACACUCCAGGACUUCAAAAUCCACCAAAACGGUUGGACGACUUAAUGGCGUCAUUUGGUGAUAGAACGGAUUACACAACCUAUCAUAAUAAUAGAGAAUAUCAUUCAAACGUGAACAACUAUCAAUCCAAAACUAAUGAACACGAAAACAACAAGGCUGUCGCCGAGUACACGAUUCCUAUUAAAAAGCCAUACUCCGAAACUCAGACUCCUGAACAUAAAACUCCAGAAAAAUUGACGGAAGUCAAAGAAGCUGAAGUGACUCAGUCCAUUGCUGGGCCAGCAGUUUUCUAUCCACCGGGUUCGACAACGUUUGUGAAAAAGGAAGAAGUAAUGCAACAGCAAGGUCAAUCAGGCCAGGGCCAAAUGAAGGCUAAAGCCAAAGGAAUGUACAAGUAUAAAAGCAAGAGCAAAUCAAAGGAAAAAUCAAGUUCUGGAGCGACAAUGGUACCAGUAUGUUUACCGAUGUGCUGUGCCAUGCCAUGUGUUAUCAUGUAACACGCGUAACCUAAGACAUUAUGAUUAAGUAACUUGACUAAUUUAAUUAUAUCUACUUGACACAAAUAAUAAAAUAAAUUAAAAACCUUAUGGUGCCUUACCAAC